AUGAAGCAGAAUGCGCUUCCUAUUUCAAUAAGGGAAUUUGCUGAUGCUCUGUUCAAGAGGCCAUGUCAAGUUCCUUAUCGUUAUGACCAGCGGGGUCAUAGGACCUUGGUGAGUGGAGGAGUAGAUUCAAUGGCCCUUGCGGCGUUAUGUAUGCAAAUGAAAAACAAUUACAUACCGUUUGCAUCUGAUGGAUAUCCAAUUCAUCUGAACAAGAUCGACUUUCGAGCUAUCAUUGUCAACCAUGGAGUAAGAGACGGCAGUCUAGAAGAAGCUCAGAAGGUCAUGAAAGUGUUAGAAUCUUUAGCCAGGAAGUACCGUUUUCAGGCGAUCGGAAAAUAUUGCCAGAAAUCCGACAUCAAUUCACUCCUUCUCGGACAUCACUCUGAUGACCAAGCCGAAACUGUAGUAAUGCGUCUAGCGAAAGGCGCUCUGGGAGCCGGUCUGCUUGGUAUCAAGCCAUCUUCUCCCAUACCAGAAUGCGGAGGUUUAUAUGGAGUUCAUGAAAGCGGGAGUCCCAUAACACUCUCUCCACCUAUCACCAAUCUCAAUCGUCAGACGAAGCCUCUCCCCUCUCGUCAGACAGGACAAAAUAAUAUCGAUUCGCCCGCAUCUGGGGCUAAAAACAUCAUGCCCGAGUUGAAGGUAGAAUCGGGGGGUAUUACUCUCUAUCGUCCUCUUCUUGAAUUUCCAAAAGAAAGACUCAUUGCGACAUGCAAGGCUCUAGGCAUGGAAUGGUUUGAAGAUGAUACCAACAACGAUCCCACCCUAACAGAUCGGAAUGCAAUACGUUAUUUAUACGAUCGUACAGGGUUGCCUUCCAUAUUACCAAAAUCUAGAGUUCUCUCUCUUGCAGCACAAUUUCAAAAUGCUGAUAACUUACGUCAACAAGAAGUUGAUCAGCUCAUCAAAAAAUGCAAAGUAACGAGCUUCAGUACUAGACGUGGGACCCUUAUAAUCAGGUUUCCAUUCAUAGCUCAUGAUGCGCCUCAAAGAUCAACGAUAGCCGCUAUGUUACUCCGUCGCAUAAUCAUGACAGUUACCCCGAAUUCCGUAGUAUCUCUCGAACAGGCUUUGAAGGCAGUUCCGGAAAUAUUUCCUCUGUCUGAAAACGAAAUCGCGCCAAAAAUCUUUAACACCGCUGGUGUCUUGUUUCAACCAAUCAAUGUUGAUCCAAAAAUCGGAGGAAGCAACGAGUGGCACAUCUUUCGUCAACCCAGAUACAGGUAUUCGCCAGAUGAAAUUGUUGUCCCAGAGCUGCUCCCGGAGAAGCAGCCCUCUUGGGUCUUAUUUGAUAAUCGCUACUGGCUUUCCAUACAUAACGAACUGGCCUCCCAGGCUGGUAGUCUGGUUGUUCGGUUCCUCAAUGAAGAUGAUAUAAGCAAACUUGGAAAAGCUCUAAACGAGAAAGGAUCUUGGAUAUUGAAGAGGCUUUUGAGAGCGGUGGAAGGUGAAAUGAGAUGGAUAUAUUCUCUACCUGUUGUGGUGUGGAGGCCACAUGGCGGUGUGAUUGUGGGCCAGGAGGUGAUUGUUGGUUUACCGACUUUGGGAGUGAGAGUUGAUGGUUUCAAUCGUGUAAAGUGGCUGUGUAGGUACAAGAAGAUAAAUCUGACAGACGUAGGUCUGCAAGCUGCAUUUAAACCGGAAUCUUUCCGAGUCCGUCGGGUGAUGGGGCUCAAAGGAGAGGUAUCAGAUGAGCCAAAGUUUGCGCCUUGGCUCAGCAAGCGCGAAAAGCUUCUGACUGGUUUGGGAAGAGUCUCGAGUUAG
Messenger RNA from Sclerotinia sclerotiorum 1980 UF-70, 1764 nucleotides. RefSeq lists its product as hypothetical. Gene Ontology annotation, molecular function: ligase activity, forming carbon-nitrogen bonds; ATP binding. The coding region runs from base 1 to 1764 and encodes 587 amino acids. NCBI's taxonomy places the organism in Eukaryota, Fungi, Ascomycota, Leotiomycetes, Helotiales, Sclerotiniaceae. Gene Ontology annotation, biological process: tRNA processing. The record is from RefSeq and is a predicted model, not a curated record. The transcript is spliced from 3 exons.